Saitoella complicata NRRL Y-17804 is the source of this 511-nucleotide messenger RNA. RefSeq lists its product as uncharacterized. Gene Ontology annotation, molecular function: G-protein beta-subunit binding. Gene Ontology annotation, biological process: G protein-coupled receptor signaling pathway. The record is from RefSeq and is a predicted model, not a curated record. The transcript has 2 exons. NCBI's taxonomy places the organism in Eukaryota, Fungi, Ascomycota, Saitoellomycetes, Saitoellales, Saitoellaceae. Gene Ontology annotation, cellular component: heterotrimeric G-protein complex. The coding region runs from base 69 to 353 and encodes 94 amino acids.
ACCGCUACACCGACUCCUUCUCUGAACAAGCAUUCAUCCCGGAGAAGCUGCUCGUUCAAACCCAAAAGAUGGCCCUCACAAACUCCACCGGUCCAUCCGCAAAGCCAGCCGGCGCUCCGAAGCAAUCCAUGUCGGAACUGAAGUUGAAGCGACUGAAUGAGUUGAAUGCGCGUUUGCGGGAAGAUUUGGAUAGACCGCGAAUCAAGGCUUCUGAGGCUUGUGAAUCGUUGAUCCAGUACACGAAGACUACAAAGGAUUAUAUGGUACCAUCAGUUUGGGGUCCCGUCGACAAACGCGACGAUCCUUACGCGCCGCAAGGUGGAGGCGAUGGCGGUUGCUGUGUCAUAUCCUAAGUUGCUUGCCGUCAGUUGGUACUAGUCCUUCGGUUCAGAAAAAGGGGGUUAGAGGUUGCCGAGUGGUCAUACGUUAAAUGCGUAGCAUCGUGACCAUUCCCGAGCUUUCGCAUGGAUGUUAUCUCGUUUGUCUUUUUGGGUAUUCUUUUUGGUUCUGU